This is a messenger RNA of Vespula vulgaris, 786 nucleotides long. It is a transcript of the gene Obp9, whose product is annotated as general odorant-binding protein 56d-like. Lineage: Eukaryota; Metazoa; Arthropoda; Insecta; Hymenoptera; Vespidae. The record is from RefSeq and is a predicted model, not a curated record. Bases 74 to 475 code for a protein of 133 amino acids. Gene Ontology annotation, biological process: sensory perception of smell. Gene Ontology annotation, molecular function: odorant binding. The transcript is spliced from 5 exons.
GUGUGGGAUAAGGGAUAAUUCUGGGAUAAAUUCGAAGGAUAAUUCGAAGAAAGGUCGGUUCUCUGGUUCAAAAAUGAAGAUAAAUGGUCGAUUGCUCGUCGUUUGCACGAUUCUCUUGGCUCUUCUGGUUCCGAUGAAAGCGGAUAUCAAGAGAGAAUGCCGCAAGCAGUCAAUGGUUUCAUGGGAAUCAUUGAAAAAAUUAAAAACCGGCGAUUUCGAGCAAGAUGAUCCACGAGUGAAGUGUUAUGUAAGAUGCUUUAUGAUAAAAAAUGGUAUCCUCAAUGACAAGGGUCAGUGGACGGAUUUGGAAAAGGCGCUUCAACAUUUACCGAAAUUUAUGCAGGAAUCCUCGUGGGAGAUAUUCCAGCGAUGCAAGUCUGUUUCCGGAGAUGAUCCCUGCGACAAAGCUUUUCAAGUAGCCAAAUGUUACGUCAAAUUGCAACCGCUGAUUUUGGAUUUCGUUUCCUUCGUCUAAUGGUUCUAUUAAACUCGCAUAUGCGCGGGGAUAACUCUGGCAUAACUCUUUUCACGUAUUACAUCUUUUAUUAUAUCUGAAACGUACGUUGAAAUUGUUCAUGAUACUUGAAAAUAUUUUUAGACUUGUAGCAUUUUGUAAAAAAAAAAAGAAAAAAAAUAAAAGAAAAUAAAAAAAAUAAAAGAAAAACAACAUUUCAAAAAAAUCGAUACGUGCAAUUGAAACAACGCUUAUACAUAUAUAAUAGUUUAGGAUGACAUAGGAAUUUUUGAUUUAACAGAUUCCGCGUUCGACUGGAAUUUAGCUGUCCG